This is a messenger RNA of Mollisia scopiformis, 588 nucleotides long. RefSeq lists its product as uncharacterized. NCBI's taxonomy places the organism in Eukaryota, Fungi, Ascomycota, Leotiomycetes, Helotiales, Mollisiaceae. The record is from RefSeq and is a predicted model, not a curated record. The transcript is spliced from 6 exons. Bases 1 to 588 code for a protein of 195 amino acids.
AUGUUCUUUAAUGAGAUAUUUGCCUCAUCCAAACUAAACACCAUUCGAGAAGGCGAGAUGAUCACAAGUGGAAGAGAUUCAAUUGAAGACUCGUCACCACCACAGCGUUUCUUCAUAACCAUACACACUUCCACCUACGCAGAUCAACUGUCAUCUUACUCCCGCAAAGAAGAAUCCCGCUAUUGCGACCAUAACUUUGCCUUUGCGAUCGUCAACACAAUCAGACUUGUCUCCUUCCUUCAAAUUCAGAGUUAUCUCAAUCUGUCAUCAACCGCCGUCACGAUGGGAAAGAUGAGUACCAACCACCAUUGUCCAGUCAAGAAUGGCUGUACCCACGCCCUCACCCAAAACUAUCGAAACCCAUACUGCCCCAAGCACAUGACCUAUUGCAAGAACCCGAAGUGCCAUAGCGAGUACCCGUAUGUCAUGAGCAACCAGCGCUGCAAGCCUUGCACAGGUCGCGAGGAGGCAGAGAGGCAAAAGAAAGAAGAUGAGAAGAAGGCAUUAGAAGCCAAGAAGGAGGCUGAGAAGGAGGCGAAGGCUAAAUCCGGCAAGAAAGAUGAUAAGAACAAGUACAAGAAGAACUAG